Molecule: messenger RNA, 2832 nt
Organism: Adineta steineri
Lineage: Eukaryota; Metazoa; Rotifera; Eurotatoria; Adinetida; Adinetidae
Source: the annotation of a GenBank genome assembly
AUGUGUUUUGGAAAAGAUCAUCCAUAUAAAUCAUUACAAACAUCUAUUAAACAUAAUGAUGAAGAACAUAUGUAUUAUGAUGUCUCAAAAAUUAAUCCUCAAUUAUUUUUACAAUUACCUUUUUGUCUUCGAAUUUUACUUGAAUCAACUGUUCGUCACUGUAAUAAUAUUUCAAUUGAAAAUAAACAUGUUCAGCAAAUAUUGAAUUGGCAAGAAAAUACGAUGCCAAGUAGUGAAUUGCCUUUUUUACCUAGUCAAGUGGUUAUGCAUGAUUUUUCUGGUCUACCAGCAAUAAUUGAUUUAGCAGCAAUGCGUGAUGCAGCCGUUCGUUUAGGUGCUGAUCCAAAUAUAAUUCAACCAAAAAUACCAACAACACUCUUACUUGAUUAUUAUAAUAUUGAAGCUGAUGUAGCCAGAAAAAUUGUAAGAAAAACAACGGAUACAAAUAAUACAACAAAUUUAGAAUGUGGAUAUGAAUCAUGUCCGUUUCAUCAAGAAAAAACUGUUUGUGCUGAUGCAAUUGAAAGAAAUCAACAAUUAGAAUUUGAACGUAAUAUUGAAAAAUUACAAAUUAUGAAGUGGAGUGCAAAAGCAUUUGAUCGUUUAUCUAUCAUUCCACCUGGAAUGAGUGUGUGUCAACAAAUCAAUCUUGAAUAUUUAUCAAAAUUAAUUAUAUUAGAAAAAGAUAAAGAUGAACAAAUAACAUUUGUUUAUCCUGAUACAUUAAUUGGUACUGAUACACAUAUAACAUUAUCAAAUGGUUUUGGUGUACUUAGUUAUAAUAUGGGUACAAUUGAAGCUGAAGCAGCAAUGUUUGGACAACCGAUUCCUAUUCGUCUUGCAUCAGUUAUUAUUGGUUGUCGUUUUGUUGGACAACCACAUUUUAUGUCAACAUCAAUUGAUCUUAUAUCAGCUAUUAUGAAAUAUCUUCGUCAGAUUGGUCUUGGUAAUAAAUAUAUCGAAUUUUUUGGUUCAAGUUUAAAUUAUUUAACUAUUGCUGAUCGUUCUUCAAUAGCACAUUUAUGUAUUGAACAAGGUGCUCUACUUGCUUAUUUCCCAUUGGAUGAUCUAUGUCUAAAACAUUAUUCUCGUACUGGCCGAGAUCCAUGUUUUAUCAAUAAAAUGCGUGAUUAUUUAGUUACAGCUAAAUUAUUUAGUGAUGAUAUACAACAUAAAAAUAUUGUUUAUACAAAUGUUUAUGAAUUUGAUUUAUGUACUGUUAUACCAAAUUGUAGUGGACCAAAACGUGCACAAGAUAAAGUAUCUUUAUCUACAAUGAAAUCAGAUUUCCAAGAAUGCCUUAUUGCACCUUCAGGAUUUAAAGGAUAUAAUCUUCCAACAGAACAACUUGAUUGUUCUAUUGCAAUUUCUCCUGAUGAAAUUUUAAAACAUGGUUCAAUUACUCUUGCUGCUAUUACAAGUAGUACGAAUGGAAUUAGCCAUGCUACGUCAUUAUUAACCACAGGUUUAAUGGCGAAGAAUGCUCUCGAUUUUGGUCUUAAAAUACCAAGUUUUACUCAAACCUAUCUUUCACCUGGCAGUGGUGUUGUAACAACAUAUUUACGUGAAAGUGGAAUAUUAAAAUAUCUUGAACAAUUAGGUUUUCAUAUAACCGGUUAUGGUUGUAAAAAAUGUAUUCAAAAUGAAGAAAAUAAUAGCUUAAAAUCGGAUAUAAAACAAAUUGUAAAUGAAAAUAAUUUAAUAACUAUUGGUAUGAUUAGUGGUACACGUCAAACUCAACAACGACAUUCAUUAAUCAAGGCAAAUUAUGUUACUUCAUCACCAUUAGUUCUUGCUUAUGCAUUAGCUGGAAAUGUUCUUAUUGAUUUAGAAAAAGAAACAUUCAGUGUAGAUAAUAAAGAAUUCUCCAUAAGAGAUAUUUGGCCUAAUCGUCAAGAUAUUGAAGAAUUAGAAGAUGAAUUAAUAAUCAAAAAAAUUUUAAAUCAAUUCAAUGAAAAAAUUCAAAUUGGUAAUCAACAAUGGAAUUCAUUACGAAUACCUUCCGUUGAUAUUUAUUCGCAAUAUCCAUGGGCAGAAUAUUCAACUUAUAUAACUCGGCCUCCUUUCUUCGAUACAAUAACUAAACAAAAUUCUCUAUCGAAAACUAUAUGUAUUGAUAAUGCACGUGUACUUCUCUAUUUGGGUGAUGAAGUUUCAACGGAUCAUAUAUCACCAGCAGGUUCAAUAUCUCGAACAUGUCCAGCUGCGAAAUAUUUAACACAAAAAGGAAUUACUCCACGUGAUUAUAAUUCAUUUGGUUCUCGUCGUGGUAAUGAUGCCGUCAUGGUUCGUGGUACAUUUAAUCAUGUUCGUUUAAAUAAUAAACUUGCUUCUAAACGUAUAUCAACAUUACUUCCUUCAUCAUCACCAUCACCAGCUACAACAACACUUUAUUUACCAAAAAAUACCGAAUUGGAUAUAUUUGAUGCAUCAGAACAAUAUAAAAAUUCAAAAAUCCCACUUAUUAUUCUUGCCGGAAAAGAUUAUGGUUGUGGACCAGUACGAGAUUGGGUUGCUAAAGGACCAUGGAUGCUUGGUAUUCGAGCUGUUUUAGCCGAAAGUUUCGAUCCUCAACAUCGUUCAAACUUAAUUGGUAUGAGUAUAUUACCAUUACAAUUUCAAAAUGGCGAUACAUGUACAUCAUUAAAUUUAACCGGAAAAGAAAUUUAUUCGAUUGAAUAUAAUAUUUAUAGUAAUGAAAAAUUAGCCAUUAUUAAACUUGAUAAUGGUAAGACAUUUUCAAUGAUUGCUCGUAUUGAUACGGAAAUUGAACGUCUUUAUAUGAUUCAUGGUGGUCUUCUUUCUUAUGUACUUCGACAAACAGUGAAUUAA